UAAGAGUCACUACCCCGUAACGAGCAGCAUGGAAAUUUACUGCUCUAGUCAUUGCUGGAUAUAACUGAACAGUUGCUGAGCACAGCUUGCGCACAGUCGGUGCCUUUGCCAAGUCUUCCUACAGCCGUAUGCUUUCCUGCGAACUAUUGACAGAAACCAAUUUUCGCUUCGAUUGGAACUCAUUUUAAAUUGAGAGAUAUUGUUUGAAAUGCUUGUUUUUUUGGAGUCCCAUUUUGAAGUUGAAAGGGAAAACUACAUUGUACGUGAACACGAAUGUUGAACGAGUGUUCUAAUGGUGGAUAAAAUGCUUUCGUUCGGACUUGGAGUGUGCAUAACCAGCAAAUGACGUGAUCUUUUCAUUUUGCGUGGAUUUCUGUUGACUACUCAUGUAUCACUGACUCUGUGGAGGGAAUUCGUGAUCUUUUUUUUUUUUACGUCUUCCGUUGGGAAGUCCGGGAAAUGGGACAGACCCAAUCCAAGGAGGACUUUUCACCCGAGUUGUAUCUCCGAAUGAAUAGCACCCGCGCAUUCAGGGCGUCAUGGUUGAGAAAAGAGGGUGCUAUGAAACAUUGGAAAGAGGAAAAAGAGAACGGUGCAAUAUACAAUGUCUACCUCAAGAAAGUCCGCUAUAGACACUCGGUCCCGUCCAUCGUAGAAGGGGCGACCCCGGAACAGAACUCGGGCUUGGAAUGGGAGACAGUGAAAGUCAAGACCAUCAAGGCGGCACCCCUGGAGAAACUAGCGGAGCAUCUACCAGUAGCGCUGCAGGAGAUGGACUCCAGCUACAUCAACAUCUUCUUCUGCACGUACCAGACCUUCACCAACCAGAUGGAGGUGCUGAAGAUUCUACUGGAUCGGUACAAGAACCACAAAAUCGGCAAUUUAUCGAAGGAAAACACCCAAAAGAACAUCCGUUCAGUCAUUUUGAUGUGGUUGGACGAGAAUUUGGAUGACUUUCGGGAGCCUCCCAACUACCCCUGCCUCAGCCUGCUGCAAGACUUUGCCAGGGAGGUCUUCGAUCUGGAGCUGGGGGAACGAGCGAGAAGGAGGAUGGAUUUCUUCAAGGAGGAAGCUAAGGAAAAUGAGAUGAGCAAUCAGUUGGCAUUCCAGGCUAGCAUGUGCGACGAAGUGGACGGCGUUAUGAUGGACAACAUGUUCAUGGACAUCAAAAACGUCAAGAGCGGGCUUCUGGCGCAACAACUCACCUAUAUGGACGCAGACCUGUUUAGGAAAGUCAAUCUACAGCACUGCCUGGGCGGCAUGUGGUCGCGGCGCAGCAAGAAAAUAGACAGCUAUCACGACGUCGCCUCGGUUAAAGCGACGGUGACGCAGUUCAACGACGUCUCGAACCGCGUGAUGACGACCGUCAUCGAGGACAAGACGAUGAAACCGCACGACCGGGCGGCCAUAAUCAAGAAGUGGAUCGAAGUGGCGCAGGUGUGUCGAGAGAUGAAGAACUUUUCCUCGGCCAAAGCGAUCAUCUCUGGACUGCAGACCCACCCUGUUUACCGGCUCAAGAAAGUCUGGAACGCAGUACCAAGGGCACAUGUUCUCCUCUUUGAAGAUCUCGCCAGUAUAUUCAUGGACGACAACAAUUUUGAAAUGAGUCGAGAACUUCUGAUGAAGGAGGGAACGGCCAAAUUUGCCUGCGUAGACUCCCCCCGGAUUUCCCGGAAGCCGAUCCUAAAUCUGGUGCGCAGACUGAGCCACGAGAAAGCCACAGGCCACAGACGAGAACAGGCUCGUAUGCACGGCACUGUGCCCUAUCUAGGCACGUUUCUGACGGACCUCAUCAAGAUCGACGUGGCCAACCCAGACACGAUCGGGGACGGCCUCAUCAACUUCGAAAAGAAGCGGAAGGAAUUUGAGGUGAUAGCCCAGAUCAAACUCCUUCAGAACGCGGCCAAAAAUUACUGCAUCAAUCAGUUGUCGGAAUUUGUGGACUGGUUUACAAAUAUGAACGUCAUGACAUACGCAGAGUGUUGUGAUGUUUCUGACGAGAUCGCAGGAUCAACGCCAUCAUCAUCCCCUAUGUUCAGCACGCCCGACAGAAAAGGCAGUGCUUUCAGGCGGUUUUUCAGCUACACAGCCGAAGACACGACCAAGAGCCACCGCAGCAGCAGCAGCUUGAGCAGCACCAGCUCCACAGGUUCAGCCGGCUCAGCGGACACCCCCCUACUAGAAGAUGGUAUGAGCUUCUCCAGCGAGAACUCCCCAGCCACGUCAAUGAACGGCGGGGAGAAUCCACGUCUGCGGAGGGUGGAGAUGAGGAAAACCACCUCGGGGGUGAAGGAAAAGGAGAAGCUUGUCCGCAAGAUUUCAGCAUCUUAUUCCAUGACGGACCUGACACAACUCAUCGUCCCCGAAAAGCACAAGACCCCCGAACCCUUCCCCUCCUCGUCCUGUCGCAUCAUCAGAGUCUCGCUAGAAGGCAGCGAGGGUAACGUCUACAAGAGUAUCGUGAUCACGCAGCAGGAGCACACGCCCUCGGUUAUCCGAACUGCAGCUGAUAAACACAAUUUGCCUCCUGAAGAGAACCUGUCCGAGUUCAUGCUGGUGCAGAAUCUGCCCAUGGGAGAACUUCAUAUACCUGACAAUGCCAAUGUCUACUAUGCAAUGAACACCAACGCCGAGCCGGACUUUAUGCUGAAGAGAAAGCCGCCGCCGGGCGCCGUCAUCAAACGAAACAUCACCAAGUCCCGACGGACGAGAAAGUCGUGGAUACGCGACAGCCACGAUUCGUGACAAGACAAUUUGUAA
Messenger RNA from Patiria miniata (bat star), 2760 nucleotides. Its product is annotated as ral guanine nucleotide dissociation stimulator-like. The transcript is spliced from 17 exons. Gene Ontology annotation, cellular component: plasma membrane. NCBI's taxonomy places the organism in Eukaryota, Metazoa, Echinodermata, Asteroidea, Valvatida, Asterinidae. Bases 460 to 2745 code for a protein of 761 amino acids. Gene Ontology annotation, molecular function: guanyl-nucleotide exchange factor activity. Gene Ontology annotation, biological process: positive regulation of GTPase activity; Ras protein signal transduction. The record is from RefSeq and is a predicted model, not a curated record.